GACUGGUCUGCUGGCAACUUAACACUCCUUCCACGGAAAUCGUAUAGUCGACCUUCGAAAAAAAAGAAAGCACAACUUGAGAUCGUCAAAUCGAUUACACUUAAGAACAUCACUUAUACCAUUACUAGCGCUCAUUACCGUUCGCGAAUUUAGUCCAAGAUGCACGCCAAGCUCAGCAUCCUGGCACUUGCCGCCGUCGCUUCGGUCCAGGAGGUUUGCGCCGGCCCUGUCCACCGUCACAAGCACCCCCAGAAGGAUGUCGUAUACCAAUACGCUGACGUUGUCGUCGUCACUGAGUGGGUCACCCACACUGUGACUGCCGGCCUUGACCCCACGCCGCCGCCUGCACCGGUUGUCGAGGCUCCCGCGGACCCGUCACCACCUCCUCCGGUGUCGUCUGCUCCUCCUGCACCGCCUCCCGCGGAGUCGUCUGCUGCUCCUCCACCGCCUCCCGCGGAGUCGUCUGCUGCUCCUGCACCGCCUCCCGCGGAGUCGUCUGCUGCUCCUCCACCGCCUCCCGCAGAGUCGCCUGCUCCUCCACCACCGCCACCUGCUCCCGUCAGCAAGCGAGGUGCCGCGUACAAUGACCCGCGUCUUGUUGAGGCUAUGGUGAGCCAGACCGACAAGAUCACAUGGGCGUACAACUGGGGAUCUGAUUCCGGUGGGUUGCAAGCCAAGAUUGCCUUCUACCCUAUGCUCUGGUCUCCCGCACCUGAUCACUCCGGCAACUGGGAUGAGAAGGCCGAAGCUGCCAUUGCCGCGGGAUCCAACAGCCUUCUCAGCUUCAACGAGCCAGAUAUCCCUAGUCAGGCUAACAUGUCUCCUUUGGACGCUGCGAACGGUCACAAGCAGUAUAUGAACAAGUAUGCUGGCAGGGCUAAGAUCAGUGCUCCCGCCAUCUCGAGCAGCCAGAGCCCGGGUAUGGGUAUUGAAUGGCUCAAGAAUUUCUUCGAUGCUUGCGGUGGCCAAUGCCAAGUUGACUUCUGCGCUGCUCAUUGGUACGGACCCGGAGGUGACGAUGGUGCGAGCCUCUUCCUGGACCACAUCAAGAAUGUUCACGACGCUUGCCAGGGCAAACCUGUCUGGGUUACCGAGUUCGCGGCAGAGAGCGGCGAUGUCGACCAAUUCAUGAGACGCGUCACCGAGGGACUCGACAGUGAUGAGUUCAGCUUCGUCGAGAAGUACUCGUACUUCAUGGUCAACCAAGGCAGCCUUAUGUCUUCGCCGACGCAGUUGAGUUCAUUCGGCAAGAUCUUCGCGGGUAUCUAAGACAGCUUCCUUCGAGUGAUAGCAAUUUUCUAUUCUUUCAUGACUUCAUUUUUGGCGUGUUUAAGGAGGGGAAAGGAGGGGAAACAACGGAAAUUUUGCAUGGCGAGGGAACACAAGAAAAAAAGUUCGAUAUUUCACUUCUUUGUACAUAAUUCAUAGUUCGGCCGGCCUCGCCCCAGUUUGAGCCCGCUGGAUAUCCAUCUGGAUCUGCUUUGCUUUACCAAACUUGUGUCAACAUGCGCCGAAAAAAGGGAUAUCUUACGGAUCAAGGCAGAUUCAUGAAGAUACGAAUGAAUAACAACGAAAUGAAAGUCAUCUUUCAAGCUUUCUUAUGUGUUGCAGUGGUUUACCUAGUUUAAUUCUUUUUUUUCUUGUUUCGCAUGUGCAAUGUGCCCUAUGCUCUCAUAAGCAAGCAGCAUUAAUUACCUACCUACAUAGGAGGUAGUUUAGGAGGUAGUUGUCGUUGAAUUAUUAUGCUUUUCUAAUUGAACAACACGUUUAAAAG
Messenger RNA from Daldinia caldariorum, 1774 nucleotides. RefSeq names its product glycosyl hydrolase catalytic core-domain-containing protein. The coding region runs from base 160 to 1269 and encodes 369 amino acids. The transcript has a single exon. Gene Ontology annotation, biological process: fungal-type cell wall polysaccharide metabolic process. Gene Ontology annotation, cellular component: fungal-type cell wall. Lineage: Eukaryota; Fungi; Ascomycota; Sordariomycetes; Xylariales; Hypoxylaceae. The record is from RefSeq and is a predicted model, not a curated record.